Trypanosoma theileri is the source of this 1647-nucleotide messenger RNA. Its product is annotated as hexose transporter. Gene Ontology annotation, cellular component: membrane. Gene Ontology annotation, biological process: monosaccharide transmembrane transport. The coding region runs from base 1 to 1647 and encodes 548 amino acids. Gene Ontology annotation, molecular function: hexose transmembrane transporter activity. Lineage: Eukaryota; Euglenozoa; Kinetoplastea; Trypanosomatida; Trypanosomatidae. The transcript has a single exon. The record is from RefSeq and is a predicted model, not a curated record.
AUGACGACGGCUCCUGCUGAGUACCCUAUUGAGGAGAAAGGACCUGACGAUGCACCUGUAACAUCAGACGAGGCCCCUGCAUUCUGCUCACUGGAGAAUCUGAAGGUUGCACAGGUGCAGUUGGUGGGCGGCAUGCUAAGUGGUUUCUCAAUCGGUUUUGUGGCUGUGUACGCCAACUUCUAUCUGACCUCUACAGACUGCUCAGUGUAUAAGGCAAUUAAUGGAUGUGACACUGUGCCGAACGCGCAAUGUGCAUGGAACACCACGUCAGCUACAUGUGGGUGGAAGGACUUCACGUGCAGUGCCACGUACAACACCGAGGCUGCGUGCCUCGCAGACAAAAAGUGCCACUGGGUGUACAGUGAUAAGUAUUGUAAGAAUCCGGUUGGAUACAGUUCGACCGAUAGCGGUAUCUUUGCUGGUGCGAUGAUUGUCGGAGCCAUGAUUGGCUCGAUGUUUGCUGGGCGAUUCGCUUCACGGUUCGGGCACAAGGUGUCAUUUCUGGUUGUUGGGAUCGUUGGCGUCGUGUCGUCGGUGAUGUACCACGCGUCUGCUGCCGCGAAUCAGUUCUGGGUGCUGUGCGUUGGUCGAUUGCUGAUUGGUAUCGUGCUCGGUCUUGUUCCCGUUGUCUGCCCGAUGUAUGUUGACCAGAACGCACACCCGAAGAACUCCAAAGUGGUUGGUGUGCUGUUCCAGGUGUUCCAAACAUUCGGUAUCAUGCUUGCUGCUUUGAUGGGGUUGGCCCUCGGGUACAGCGUCAAUUUUAAGAAGAACGCGGACGCAAGGAUGGUUGGCCGUAUGGAGGGAUUCUGUGCAUUCUCGACGCUGCUGUCUCUGCUCAUGAUUGUGCUUGGUAUUUUCUUGGGCGAGAGCAAGACAACAUUUAUUGGAGGAACUGGAGCUGGUGAAGCUGCACUUGACCCAAAUGAAUACGGCUACAUGCAGAUGUUAGGCCGCCUUAUUAUGGGUGCGGUGGUAGCUGGGACGUUACAGUUUACUGGUAUCAACGCUGUAAUGAAUUAUGCGCCGACGAUCAUGGGCAGGCUGGGGAUGGAACCUCUUGUGGGUAACGCCGUGGUGAUGGUGUGGAACUUCGUGACGACACUGGUUGCAAUCCCACUUGCUUCUUGCAUAACUAUGCGUCGACAGUUUAUUAUGUGUUCGCUCGUGGCAUCUCUUGCAUGUUUGUUCCUGUGCGGUGUCCCUGUGUAUCCUGGCAUUGCAUCUACAAAUGCGAAGAACGGUGUUGCGAUAACUGGGAUUGCUGUGUUCAUUGCUGCGUUUGAGUUUGGUAUUGGGUCCUGCUUUUAUGUAUUGGCUCAGGAUCUGUUCCCGCCAUCGUUCCGUCCGAAGGGUUCCUCUUUUGUACAGUUCGUGCAGUUCACAUUAAACCUUAUCAUCAACGUAUGCUACCCGAUUGCGACGGAAAGGAUGUCUGGCGGUCCGUCUGGUAACCAGGACAAGGGUCAGUCAAUUGCCUUCAUUUUCUUUGGCGGAUUUGGUCUGGUGUGCUUUGUCCUCGAGGUGUUCUUCCUGUUCCCUUGGAAAGAGAGCGAUGCGAAGGCCCCUGCUGAGGAUCUUCCAGAAGAGAUUGAGGAAGAUUCACCAAUUGAGGUUGCCACUCCUCAGAACCGACGGGUAGCAUAG